Messenger RNA from Zingiber officinale, 1088 nucleotides. RefSeq lists its product as uncharacterized. The record is from RefSeq and is a predicted model, not a curated record. Lineage: Eukaryota; Viridiplantae; Streptophyta; Magnoliopsida; Zingiberales; Zingiberaceae. Bases 158 to 772 code for a protein of 204 amino acids. The transcript has 5 exons.
UCGAGUGGUCUGGCGUCUCCUCAAGGUUGGUGACCUUUACCUUCUCUAGUGCUUCUAACUCAUUUCCUCCUCGUCGGGAUCGGAGAUCGGAGGUCGUGAUCGUCCCAUCUCAUUUUAUUCGCUCUUACGCUUCGCAAUCUUAGUGAAUCCGGCGGCGAUGACGAGCAAACGUAAGGUUCUUCCCCGCAUCCCUCGCCGCUCCAGCUUUCACAAUGUCCCAGCUGCUGUUUACGCCGUUUUAUACGCGAAGCAAAAACAGGUUGUCAUCAUACCUGAUUCAUCAAAAGCAUCGGAAAUAACCAAUUCUCCCAGUUCAAACUUGAUGGAAUUAGGGAAUCCUAGCUCUGUUGCCCCUGUACCUGAUUCUUCGGCAACAUCAGAAGCAUUGGAAGUUCCCAUGUCGCCUUGGCCAAACUUGAUGGAAUUAGGGAAUCCUCGCUGUGUUCAUUUGGCGGAUGAACUUAACAUUCAGGCUGUUGCUGCUGCUGCAGCUGCUCAAUCUCCUAAGAAUGGAGCCAACUUUGAUUGUCUCAUAUCAAGAGAGCUUAACCAAAAUCCAUGCUUGAAGUCGAUCCCAAAUCAUGGCAAAUUAUAUGAAUUUGUGGCUAUGAAGCAUCAUACAAGUAGAAGUGAUAUUGUUUCAUGCAAUUCAUGCUCCACUGAGUCCAAUUACGACAGUUCCAUGUCCUCCGAAUCCUUCGAUGUGCAAACGGAAUUGCAGGAACUGAGGGAAGAACAUGGAGAAGAAUUGUCAACAGUUGGAGAUAUUUAAACACGUAACUGCUCAAGAACAUUCUGUGUCUAUAUUGCUUUGUUUUUUGUUUUUUGGCUUCACAUUCCAUCCACUAAAUAAAUUCAUGAAGCAUGGUAACUCCUGACCAGCAGUACAAUUGUUAUAGGUGUGUCUUAUAUGAAAAUUGAACCUCAGUUAUUUGGGAUGUAUUCGGCCUCUUACCUUCACAUCAUGCGCUGGGGGCUGCUUUGUGUAGUUGUGUACAUAUAAUUGAGUGUUGGAAAUGGUUAUUGCAUGCCAAGUUGAACAAUGUUUGUGUUGAAAGAGGUUAUAAAAUUUGAAUCUUAGAUUCAAA